Messenger RNA from Cryptomeria japonica (Japanese cedar), 2552 nucleotides. RefSeq lists its product as uncharacterized. Gene Ontology annotation, biological process: regulation of DNA-templated transcription. Bases 1423 to 2085 code for a protein of 220 amino acids. Gene Ontology annotation, molecular function: transcription coregulator activity; protein binding. The transcript has 6 exons. The record is from RefSeq and is a predicted model, not a curated record. Gene Ontology annotation, cellular component: histone deacetylase complex. NCBI's taxonomy places the organism in Eukaryota, Viridiplantae, Streptophyta, Pinopsida, Cupressales, Cupressaceae.
AAGCGCAUUUUGCGAGGUGUGUAGUGAAAAAUAUUUUUGUGCUUUCGAUCUUCAGUUUCGGUUGAAACCCUUGUUCGAAUGGCGGUAAUUCGCGCGGAUCGGCUUGUUUCCAGGCGAUUUUGAGCAUGUGGGUCGAUUUUUGGGGGUUGAAUUGGUCAGGUGGGAGUUUUUUCGGAGCUCGCCGUGGCGGCCAUUAUUAAGUUUUAAGUAAGCUUGUCUCUCUUAUGGUUAUGGAGGGUGUUUUUUCCGUGUUUAUGUGAAUAUAAGCUCGAAUUGUUGUUUUCAGCACUGUUAAGUUGUGGAUCUGUUAAAAUUGGUGUCGAGCAGGAAAGUUUGGUGAUCAGGAGUGAAAGAAUGUGCGGAAAUUGAAAAGAGUUGCAGCAUUUUUAAGAUGAAGAGUUGAGAAAAGUCAUGGUGAAUUCAGGGUGUUUUAUUUAAUGGUUCGAAUUGAAGAAUCUGUGGAGUUGAUAGGGGAUUUUGGUUUAAAGCAAGUUAUUUAGCCACAUUUUUCUUAUGUGGAGUUUGCGGGGAGUUUAAGGUGGAGAUCAUGGUUUUUGGUAACAUUUGUGUUGCAGAUUGAAGAAGCUGUGGUGUUGAAGACUAAAUUAGGGCAAUAGUUCUCGAGAUUGAAGAAGCUGCCGAAUUGGAGUACAAAAAAAAAAAAGUUUAUUUCGUCCAGGUCAAAUAGCUGAGGAGCUGGAGACGCAAUUUAAGGUCAGAGUUGAACAGUAAAGAAUUUUCUUCGUCUACUCCGAAGAAUUAGCGGAGGCAGUGUCCAAAUUACCGUGGAAAUCAAGUGAUUUAGCAGCAUUUGCUACACGGGUUGUUAAGCAGCAAAAUAUGGCCGACAGGAAAUUUCUGGAAGGUUUGAGGCGGUGAAAGUUCAGGUGAGGAUUUCCUAAUUUGUGUAAACAAAUGGCGAUAGUGAAGCUUCUUCUUCGUCGAGGGAAAACUUGUGAAAUCUGGCUUUUCAGACGAGUAUUUCGCCCCGCUUAAAGUUGCCGGAGGAUUCUCUGGAAAAGUUGCGGGGAUCAAGAUUUUUCUGGUUAAAAAUAGCGGCGAAAUUUGGCUUUGUCGAGAGGCAUUUUUGUCCGCUUUUAGUAACUUUGUGGACUUUUUUUUGUCCGGUUAUGAGCGUAUGCUAAAUCAUUGAUUCAAAAGCCAGCCGGAGGUAAUAGCGGUUAAAUUACAAUGAUUUACACCUAGAUCUCCAGCAAUUAAGAAAUACCUGCUAAAAUUUCGUGAAUUGAAAGAGGUUUUUUGUUCCGCCGGAGUGUAAUUUGAUCCAGGUGCUCCGCAGUGAUUUUGGACUGAAAAUUAAAAAAAAUCUUGGUGGAGAAGUUAUUGAAGUGGCUAAAUUCCAGUGCCAGAGUCGGUGAAUUUCACUGUGAUUUUAUAGUAAAUUUGAAGAGAACUUAUCAAAUGCUGGAGUCUGUAGGGUGUACGCACAGGCCUUUAUCUCCCUGUGGCGAAGAAAGUGGAGAUGAAGAGCUUUCUGUGCUUCCAAGGCAUACAAAAGUUGUUGUGACGGGAAAUAACAGGACAAAGUCUGUUCUUGUUGGGCUUCAUGGCGUUGUGAAGAAGGCUGUGGGUCUGGGUGGCUGGCAUUGGCUGGUUUUGAAGAAUGGGGUAGAAGUAAAGCUGCAGCGGAAUGCACUGAGCGUAGUUGAAGCUCCAACUGGGCAUGAAGAAGAAGAUGAAAUUGAUUGUGAAAAUCCGUUCUGGAGUAGCUCGGAUUUGGCUUCUGAGGAGUUUCAAAAACCUUGCAAACCUAGAGUGCGUCCUCAUAAGUCUACUACAUCAAUAUCGAAAGCUGCCAGCAGAAAUAAUGCCAGUGACUUGCAUACUGCAGAUUCAAAACCCCCUUCGCAUGGAAUGCCGAAGGUUAACCUUGGUAAACUGGAAACAGCUGCCUUGUGGAGAUAUUGGAGGCACUUUAACCUUGUUGAAGUAGGGCCCAACCCUUCAAAGGAGCAAUUAGUCCAUGCCGUGGAGAGGCACUUCAUAUCACAGCAAUUGGAUGAGUUGCAGGUGAUCGCUGGAUUUGUGCAAGCUGCAAAGCGACUAAAGACAGUUUGUGGUUAGGUCCAAGCCUAGAAGAACGGGAGAUUUCGAGGGUACUUUUUGGUGAUGUUCCCAGGAAGAAUUGAUCUGUACCAUAUGUACUUCAAUUGACGCUAACUUUUGAAUAACCUCAUGUUAGUUCUCACUGCUUGUGCGAUGACAGUAGGUGUAGGUGUAGGGGUAGGUGUAGAUGAAGGUAUAGGCGUGAAUUAGUGAUGUAGUUUUUAGAACUUUAUGUCAGUCACUUCCUCCCAUGCUUCUAUAGCUCUGGAGGUAUGAAUAUAUUCCAGACAUUCCAUCUUAUAGUACUACAGACCUUCAUAGAAGAUAAACGUUGUGAUAUUUUUGAAUGGCUCCAAGUAGUCAUUUUAAUAGUUGAAUGUACAAAGCGUGUGGAUCGGUGGGUGUAUUUCAAUACCUUAAUCUGAAUCUAUAUGCCUAUGCUUUUGUUGUAGGAAAUACAUAAGCUGUUGUCACGUUUAAAUUUA